UAUGCAUUGCCGGGGCUUGCGAGUGCUAUUUACGCACGCACGGGGCCCCACUCAUUAGCAAGGGAAAAGGAUCCACCAUGUGGUUCUUGUUUAUCAACAGAUAUGCUUUCCACACACUGGAUAUAGAUGGCAUUACAAAUAUCUUAUCCCUCAGAAAUUUAUGUUUCAAGAGACUUUCAAAGAACAGUACAUUAUUUAACCCAGAACAUUUUUGUUAUCUUCCUUUUGAUGUUUUAGAAGAUUUUAAAUGGUUUUUAAGUGUACAUGACCUAUUGAAGUACAGCUCUAUUUUUGAAAAAGCAGGUAUUGAUACAAGUGAUGUAUGGGAGAGACAUUUCUUGAAGAGAUAUGGGCAGAUGGCCGUGAGAAAACGAUACUUUGUAUGGAGGGAACACCAUGUGGCAGAUCCAAUAUGUGAUACUUACCAGGCCCAGUAUUUACAAAAUAACUGUAGUAAUCUAUUGGCAUCCUUGUGGAGUGUGGAAAAUGACGUCACAUGCCAAGAGACUCUUUGCUUUUAUCUGAAAUUUGCACCAAGUUUGACUUUCCGGUGGAAAAAAUGUGGUACUUUAACAGCCGUCAGAAUCAAGAAGAUAAUGUCAGACCUUGUUCAACACUUAAUUGUAUGGGGAGCACCAACAUUUACAUUUAAAGAAGUCAAUUUUUUGAGAUCAUGUAAACAACUAAAAAGUGUUUCUUUUAAGAAUUUUAAUUUAUUCAGCAAGUAUUAUUGCUGUGAGGAAGAUCUUGAUGAUGAUGAUGAUAGUGAUGAUGAUAAGAAUAGUGAAAACCACUCUAAAAAACAUUGUUUAUCCUUUAAAAGUUCUGUUGAAAGUGUGAAGGCCAGCCUAGGAUCUGAUGAUAUACAAUUUCUUCUGAGUGACAGAUUCUUUGAUAGCAGUAUUAAAAGAUUGAAUAUAAUAUCAUAUGAAAAUAUAAUUUCAGUUUGUCCGCUGCAUGGUAAAGGUUGGUGUAACAAGGCUCUCAGAAAGUUGACUCAUUUAACAUUGACCGGGGAGAUAUUGUCAGAGUGUCUUGUAGAGGAACUUAUUGACAGUUUAUUUGUAGUUUACAGGGAUCUUAUGCUGGAACCAAUGAAAUAUCUUUGUUUAACAUUUAAUGGGUGUAUGAAAUGGAAAUUUGAUGCUCAAAAGUAUAUAGGGCAGAUGUAUGCAGUUGAAGAAUUUGAAGUUCUGAACACACAGAUAGAGGAAGAAGCAAUGGCUCACAUGUUUGUACAGUUUUUACAGUGCAAUAGAAGCUUAUCUUGUGUGAAUUUCAACAAUACAUGUAUAAAUGUAUCUCAGGAAAAUCUGAAUUUAAUGGUGCAAUUUACAGAUAUUUUUGCUAAAAGCAAUAUACAAUCAAUAACAACACCUACUGUAUGUAGCUGGUGGCAUUGGGAUGUAUGUAAGGUACUGGUAGAUGCACCAAAACUGUCAUAUCUAAAAAUAGAAGGCCCAGGAAAUAUUGCAAAUUUACAAGACUUUGUUAGAAUUGUAAACAACUGCAAGCACCUGAAAACAUUGUCUAUACAGGGAAUAGAUCUAGUUGAGGUGGGCAAAGAUUUGCUGACAAUGAUAUUGACAUCAGAGAAUUCUUAUGUGAAUAAUCUUGACCUUAGGUUCUGCAGUAUUCAAGGAGACGAUAUUGUUACGGCUGCCGAAACCGCUUUAGAGACCCGCCGUCGUACUCGUAAACUUCAUAUUCUUGAUAUGAGCAUGAACCAAAUAAACAGAUUGCAGCAGACGACAAUCAAAAGACUUUAUAAAUCAUUAACAGAUAAUUUUGAUUGUUGAUAUACCAGAUAGACCGCAGAUGGAG
Messenger RNA from Ruditapes philippinarum (Manila clam), 1824 nucleotides. RefSeq lists its product as uncharacterized. The transcript is spliced from 12 exons. Bases 78 to 1799 code for a protein of 573 amino acids. The record is from RefSeq and is a predicted model, not a curated record. NCBI's taxonomy places the organism in Eukaryota, Metazoa, Mollusca, Bivalvia, Venerida, Veneridae.